Sphaerodactylus townsendi is the source of this 4444-nucleotide messenger RNA. It is a transcript of the gene ZFP64, whose product is annotated as ZFP64 zinc finger protein. Bases 125 to 2164 code for a protein of 679 amino acids. NCBI's taxonomy places the organism in Eukaryota, Metazoa, Chordata, Lepidosauria, Squamata, Sphaerodactylidae. The transcript has 6 exons. Gene Ontology annotation, biological process: regulation of gene expression. The record is from RefSeq and is a predicted model, not a curated record. Gene Ontology annotation, cellular component: nucleus.
GCGGGGGGGGGGGGGAUCGUAGGCGAACAGAGGCCUUUCUUUUGCAAAGGAUCCUUCUUUUGCAAAGGAUCCACCGCCACUGUUUGUUUGCCAGGCAGCGCAGACCGGGCAAUUGGCAGCUGCGAUGAACCCGAGCGGGGCACCUGCCCAGCCUUUCCCGGCGCCCGUGCAAUUUCCAGGAGGCACCACCGUCUUAGUGGAACUGACUCCAGAUAUACACAUUUGUGGACUUUGUAAGCAGCAGUUCAACAAUCUGGAUGCAUUUGUGGCACACAAGAGAAGUGGCUGCCAGCUCUCUGGUGCAGCGGCUGGGACCACCAGCACGGUGCAGUUUGUGUCAGAAGAAAUGGUACCGACAACACAGACUCAAACCGCAACUAGAACCAUCACAUCAGAGACCCAAACCAUUACAGUUUCUGCGCCAGAGUUUGUUUUUGAGCAUGGCUACCAAACCUACCUUCCUGGUGAGAACAGUGAGCCUCCAACUACCAAUGUGACCGCCACCCCACCAAAACCACGCACCAAAAAAUCCACGGCAUCGGGGGCUCAGAAGAAACUCAGUUGCUGCUAUCCAGGCUGUCAAUUCAAGACGUCCUAUGGUAUGAAAGAUAUGGAGCGGCAUUUAAGAACUCACACAGGUGACAAGCCCCAUAAAUGUGAAGUUUGCAGUAAAUGCUUCAGUCGCAAAGACAAGCUGACAAUGCACAUGCGGUCCCACACUGGGUUUAAACCUCACAAGUGUAAGCACUGUGACUACGCAGCUGCCGAGAGCAGCAGCUUGAACAAGCACCAGCGUAUACACUCAAACGAGCGCCCUUUCAAAUGCCAGAUUUGCCCGUACGCUAGUCGCAAUUCCAGCCAGCUGACCGUACAUCUGCGAUCCCACACAGGUGACGCUCCCUUCCAGUGCCGCUUGUGCAGCGCCAAAUUCAAAAUCAACUCUGAUUUGAAGAGGCACAUGCGUGUGCACACCGGGGAGAAGCCCUACAAAUGUGAGUUCUGUGACGUGCGCUGCGCGAUGAAAGGCAACCUGAAGUCGCACAUCCGCAUCAAGCACAACAUGGAGAAUACUUUCAAGUGCCUCGAGUGCGAGUUCCAGUGUGGGAACAAGACCAGUCUCCGGCAGCACCUGCGCACCCACCAGCCCGAGCAGCCGGUGAAAUGUCCAGAGUGCAGCUACUCCUGUUCCAACAAAGCCACCCUCAAGGUUCACGAGAGGAUCCACUUCAAGGACCGCCCUUUCAAGUGCGAGUUCUGCAACUUCGACACCAAGCAGCGGAGCAACCUGACCACCCACAUGAAGAAACUGCACCGAGAGAAGGUCAAGAAGAAAACUGCGGAGAAGACGGAAGGGGACGGGCUAAAGGAAGGCAGUGCCAGGCAGGUGGCUAGGCUCGAGGCCAAGAAGGCAUUCAAAUGUGAUAUCUGCGAGGCCUCGUUUGUCCGGGAGGAUUCUCUGAGGAGCCAUAAGAGGCAGCACGUUGAAUAUAACGGGUCGAACAGUACCGAGCUGGCUGUUCUGCAAUUGCAGGUGGAUCCAAGUCAGCCUGCUGGGGCUCCUAUUACAGUCAGUCAUCUCCAAGUGCCGUUGCAGACAUCGCCCUACAGCGAAGGUCAAGUCAAGAUCAUAGUUGGGCAUCAGAUGCCUCCGGCAGGCAGCCUCGUCCAAGCGGCAUCGGUCAACAUUGUGCCUCCCGCCUUAAUAAGCCAGAAUCAGGAAGACCUGCCAGGCAGCAGCCAAUUGCAAAUCCUGCAGCAGGUGAGUUUGCUCGCACCGCCUCUCCCCAUGGGGUCUCAGGCAGACAGCAUUUCAGUAGGUCAACCAGCAGUUCUCCUGACAACCCACGAUCAAGCUGAUGGAGGCGCAGCGCACCAGACCCUGAUUCCUGCCCUUCCAGUGGGCAGCCAGGAAGCCUCUGCUAGCCAGGCGUUCAUCAAUGGUGCAGGAAUCAGCUGCACGGACUUGGAAGGUCUCAACGCAUUGAUUCAGGAAGGGGCAGGGGAAGUGACGGUGGUGAGCGACGACCAGAGCAUCACCGUGACUUCAGCCCCACCCGUCUAUUCCUCACCAACUCAUCAAGAUUCAUCCAAGCAAACCUACUCCAUCAUCCAGACUGGAGCCCACGCGAGUUUGCUAUGUCCUGCGGACUCCAUACCGGAUUAGUCCAGGAAGAGAAGAAAGUUUGUGUUUACCAUUCUGUUGGCAUAUCAAGUUCAGCCAUGGAUUAUGCUGUAGAUUUAGGCAGUGAUGUUCAACAGGCAAAGCAGACUUCGAAUGCAGAAUGCUGGACUAUUUCUGUGCUCACAGGAAACAGAAUACCUCCUCUGCCACAGUGUGCCACGUGCACAUAUUGAGCCUAGAGAUUUUGCUGCAUUGGCGGGAAGAGAAGGGGAGUGUGGGUUGCUCUGAUUAGAUGUUGCUUACUGGAAAUAGCUUAAUUCUUCAAAGAUCACCCUCUCCCUUCCCAUGUCUGGGACCCCUGCGUGGACUGGAGGAAAAUAAAUGAUCUCUUUUGAAUACUUCUUUCCCUGCUUGAAAAUUAUGGCCUUAAAAAUGCACCCACUGAAAGGAGUUGUACUGAAAAGAUCUUCAAGCUCGAGUAGCCACAAAUUUGAUGCAUAAUAUAAUGGACUUUUUGGGAAAUAAUGGGAUUUUUUUCAGGUUUUGCAUUCAUUCCCCAAAUCUUAAAAUCCUAGUCGUUCUUAACAUUUUGCAUUUGGCUGUAACCCUGUGCUGGAUUUCGCUGCACUAUAAUCCUGUGUGACACUGACCACAUGGGUCCAGUCCAGGUCAGACAAGACGUUAGUACUUCCCUGAAUGGAGUAUUCGGCAUCUUUUAAAAUUUAAUAAUCAGGCAUGAGGGAGGAGCCAAUUUCAAUUGGGACCCUGGUGCAAGGAAACACAAGGGAAGGUUGAGCCUCUCCCCACACUGUACAGUUCUGUUACCUGUAACAGUUCAAGAGAGCCCCUGUUUGCCCAAGUGGGGUGAUCACAUACAUUUCCCACAAGGACAAACAGAGGGCCAUUUCAUGAUAGAAAAAUGUCAAGGUGGGAAAGGCUUAGGGCUAAAUAUAGACUAAACUGGUAGUGCCCAACUCCCCUUUCCUGCCACAAUUGUCCUUGUUGUUCUUCUUGAGGGUCCCCUUAUAGCACUCCAGGAACAGAAUUUCAUGGGUAGUAGUUGGAGGGGGGGGGGGGGGACAGGAAAAUUCCAUUCUGCUAAUGGGAUUUUUAGGCUGAAUCCAAUGCUUAGUAAACACACAUAGCCCAUUUUACAAUAGGCCCCUGAUUGGAAUGCUGGAAACUCUACUUGCAGAAUUGCCUGUACCUUGUCUGCCUUUGCCCUAAGAAAUGGAAGCUGGGUAGAGAAUUGUCAGGUCAGUUUAAAAAACUGAGCUUCAGUGGCACUCUGGCCUUCUUUUUUUAGUGACCCCACUUCUUUUUAGAGCAACUUGGCUUAACCUCCCUUUGUACUACCUUGUGUGCCAUACUCCUUUUAAAGGCAUAACAGCAGCCAAGUUAUGGCAAUCUUCAGUGUUGGUUCAAACAAAAAAAAGUUUACUUCAGUUCCUCAUUUCAUCACUUCUUUCGUUUGUCCCAUAAUCGUGUCGAGGGAGAACAGCUGUUGAACCACAGAAUAAACACUUUUGCCACAACCCACCAUAAUAAGGAGCAGAAAACACAGAAAUGUUCAGUGCACGUCCCACUGAACUGCAUUUAGCAUGUUGCGGCACAAUCAUCUCACGUACUUGAGUGCCUGAUGCAUUUUGGGUGUUGUGGGGUUUCUGGGCUGCGUGAUCGGGUAUAUAUAGCAUGGAAAAAUCACAACCUCCAGUUGAUUCUGGCCAUGAAAGCCUUUGACAAUACACCGUGCGUUUUGUUUCUGUGUCUUACAGUGGGCCAGAGCUUCAUGCUUUCUGAUGCUGUGAGGUCUGGCAUUCAUGAGUAGAGAUGUGGGGUGAAAAAGCAACUGACUUUUUUGCUUUGAAUUAAUCAUUGAAAUUCCAUCAAUUGGCUUAACUUUCGAUUCCUGUUUGGGAUUGGAAUGCCACACAUUAUAUGAACUAUGUUGUCCAAGCCUGCAUUACAUCAUGUUAAAGGAGUUUUAUAUAGUUCUUAUCUUUUUGAUUUUAUCAUACUUCAGAGCAGCAGAUGAAGUCUUUCUGGUGUGUUUUUCUUCUUUGGAAGAAAAUGUGCAACAAAUAAUUUUCUGUCACCCGUAGGUGGUGCUAGAACUCAAGCUGACGUUCAAAUAGUUAUGUUAAGACUAGGUGAAUAGGUAGUGCCGGUGAGAUAGGUACUUCUCCUGUUAUAUCCGGGGGUUUUGCAUCUCUUUUUUGGGGUGUGAAUGUUAACUUGAAAACUCUUCCCAAAAAGAUGACAGGCUGUUCAGCAGUAAAUAAUGAUCAAUUAGAAGCAAUAAAAAAAUACAGGAUAUUUUUA